Messenger RNA from Lactuca saligna, 2051 nucleotides. The record is from the annotation of a GenBank genome assembly. Lineage: Eukaryota; Viridiplantae; Streptophyta; Magnoliopsida; Asterales; Asteraceae.
AUGAGUAAGGUGGUGGUGGUGGUUUCUUUCUUUGUUUCCAGAGAGAUUUUAGAUUGUGUUAGGGGAGAGUGUGGUUUGGUGAUUCAUAGUCGCGAAACAGGAAUUACACCUUGUGAGAUCAAUCUCAAUUUUCGGACGAUUACGAUGCAACAAGAUCCGCGCAGAAAGAAUCCAAAAGAGGUUGAAUUCUUCACGGAGUAUGGCGAAUCAAAUCGAUACAAAAUCUUGGAGAUCAUAGGGAAGGGAAGUUACGGAGUCGUUUGUUCAGCUAUCGACACACACACCGGGGAAAAGGUUGCAAUCAAGAAAAUAACCGACAUUUUUGAUCAUGCAUCCGAUGCUAUUCGAAUUCUGCGUGAAAUCAAAUUGCUAAGGCUUUUAAGGCAUCCUGAUAUUGUUGAAAUCAAACGGAUCAUGUUACCACCAUCAAGACGAGCCUUUAAAGAUAUUUAUGUAGUAUUUGAACUCAUGGAAUCCGAUCUUCACCAAGUUAUAAAGGCCAAUGAUGACUUGACACAUGAACACCAUCGUUUUUUCCUCUAUCAAAUGCUACGCGCUUUGAAGUAUAUGCAUACAGCAAAUGUUUAUCAUCGAGAUCUUAAACCGAAGAACAUAUUAGCAAAUGCAAAUUGUAAGCUCAAAAUAUGCGAUUUUGGAUUAGCUAGAGUCGCAUUUAAUGAUGCCCCACAAGCCGUUCUUUGGACAGAUUACGUGGCAACAAGAUGGUAUAGAGCACCUGAGCUAUGUGGAUCAUUUUCUUCAAAGUAUACUCCAGCUAUUGAUAUAUGGAGCAUAGGGUGUAUUUUUGCAGAAGUAUUGACUGGAAAACCGCUUUUCCCUGGUAAAAGUGUUGUUCAUCAGUUGGAAUUAAUAACCGAUCUUCUCGGGACACCAUCAGCAGAUACAAUUUCUGGAGUUCGUAAUGACAAGGCAAGAAAGUACUUAAUGGACAUGCGUAAAAAGCAACCCGUUCCAUUUUCACAAAAAUUCAUAAACAUCGACCCUUUAGCCCUUCGCCUCUUACAAAGAAUGUUAGCAUUUGAUCCAAAAGAUCGCCCAACUGCCGAAGAGGCUUUAGCGGAUACGUAUUUCAAGGGGUUGGCUAAAUUGGAACGUGAGCCUUCGUGUCAAUCAAUCUCAAAGAUGGAGUUUGAAUUUGAGAGGCGAAGGGUUACAAAAGAGGACAUUCGGGAAUUAAUAUUUCGAGAAAUUCUUGAGUAUCAUCCUCAAUUGCUAAAAGAUUAUAUGGCGGGAAAUGAAAACACAAAUUUUCAUUAUCCAAGUGCUAUCGGUCAAUUUCGUAGGCAAUUCGCGUAUUUAGAGGAAAACGGCGGGAAAAGUGGGCCCGCUAUGCCUCUAGACCGAAAACACACAUCCCUACCAAGAUCUUCGGUUAAUUCAAGCAUGAUUGCUUCUAGACCGCAACAAAACACAGUGUCAUUUGACAAUAGACGAGUAAUAGAUAACACAAUCACUAGCACUAGCAGUAGAGUAACCGAUACUCCCGGAAACGUGCCACCUUACAAGGCGGCCGCCGCCACUACUCGGCCGCCACCCAAGAUGCCAACGCCCACCAUCGGUAAUCAAGGAAGAGCGAUAGGGCCGGUGGUAGCUUAUGAAGAAGUGUACGACCCGCGUGUCAUGGUUAAAAAUACGGUUGCACCACAAUAUGUAUAUAUGACAACAAACGGGCCGGAACCCGUUAGGGACCCGAUGGGUCCAAGCCCACACCCAUACCAACAACCAAAAUUGAGUGGGGGGAUUGUGAUUGACCUAAAUAGUAACCCGUAUUACACCCAACCACCACAUGGGCACCAUGUGGUGCACACACAUGGACACGAGGUGCACCCUCAGGGUCAAACACAGUUCGGUCAUGUAACCGCUAAUGCGGCUCAUACUGUUGUUCAAAUCGGACUUUCUUGAAACAUGUUUUAUAUUCGGGUCAAGUCGGGUCGGGUUGGGUUAUGGUAACUUUGGAAAUGGUGUUUAGUUGCUAGUUUCUUGUCUUGUAAAUGAUGAACUCCUUUUAGUGAUGAAAAAUGAAAGAGUGG